This is a messenger RNA of Prinia subflava (tawny-flanked prinia), 4471 nucleotides long. RefSeq lists its product as uncharacterized. NCBI's taxonomy places the organism in Eukaryota, Metazoa, Chordata, Aves, Passeriformes, Cisticolidae. Bases 43 to 606 code for a protein of 187 amino acids. The transcript has 5 exons. The record is from RefSeq and is a predicted model, not a curated record.
GUGCUUGCCCGGGCCAGUCUUCUAUGAAAACAGCUGGGAAUCAUGCCAUAUCAGCCGUGUUCCCGCGAAGCGGCAGAUGAAAGCGGCCAGGGAGGUUCAGCCGCGCUUUGCGUACGCGAGGGCACUUCUGGCACUAGCAGGGAAAAAAGAGCGAGGGCCGAGGGGAGGCUGCGAGACGAGCGGACGAGCCUGCAGAGCAGCCGCGGUCACAGCACGGCGCUUGCCUUUCAGCUGGGCCAGGGGAGGAAUGUGGGAUGGUUCCCACAGCAUCUCCCGGCUUCGGAAACCUCUCCCCUUCCAGCACCGCGCUGGCUCCGAGGGGAAUGUGGACAUUUUGAAAAGAAAUACAGUAUUAACAGCAGUGGGCUGAGCAUCUUCAAGAAGGUUGUUUGUGACAAAGCAUCAGCAAUGUCCUGUGCCGAACAUGAUUCACGUAAGGCGCAGACAGCGGAUACUGAGUUUGAAAGGGGGCUAAUCAACAGUCUUUGGAAUAAAGAAGAAUCCCAGCUUCGGGGAAUGCAGAGGAAGCUUGAAUUGACUCCAUUUCAGGAGGAAUUUUUCAUCUUUCAUGCAGGGAAAGCAAACAAAAAAUGUAUUCACUCAUAGAGCCAACAGUGACAAUCAGAGCUAAUCCAUGACCUCUUCAAAAUCUUCUUCAGUGGAGAUGGAGCAGGUUUCUUCAAAAUCUUUCUCAGUUUCCUGGUGGAAUUGGUGGUCAAAGACAGAAAAACAGUGCAAAAAAUCCCAGUCCUGACCUUACUUGAAGUUUGGUCAGGUCCAGACAAAGAGCCCUUACCUGGAACAGCCAGUACUUUCUGGGUACCCCUCUCAACAGUGAUGAGUGGACAAAGAUGGUGUCUUUGUGCUGGUGAACACCUGUCUUACUCCUUUAGCUGGUGGCAAUAAGGAUUGCUUUUAAACUUUGCAUGUUGAACCUGGACUUCAGACAGAGCCCAGAGGUGGGGUGAUGGGCCCCUUUUUACAAGGGAGGGAUCUUUGUACCCCUUUGUACCCCAACAGCAUCCUUCUGGUACAGGCAGGGGAAGAUUUCAAAGUCCUGGGAAAUGAAAAACACAUCCUGGUUUCCUCUUGCUCCGGUGGCACAAUCUGAGGCUGCCCUCAUCUCCAGGAGGUGAUAACUCAAGGUUCCCCUUCUGUACAAAUGAUGCUCCUUUUGUACCAAUGGGAAGGACUUGCAGGGGGUGGAUUCAGUUUAUCACGUAGAUCAGUCAGGAUGGUAACUCUACAGUAGGUUAACAGUUUGCUCCCUUGGUGAUCCUGCUCAUUUCCAACCUUGGGGAGUCAGGGAAGCAGCACAGAGAGCGAUACUUGUCUGCAAGGUGUCUACAUGCUAUAGUGACACCAGGUUUUGGGGCACAAGGAUUAAUUAUUUAAAAAAGCAUUGACAGACCUUCUGCAAAAUUAAAACUGGCGAUUUCCAAGCCUUUUAUACUCCCUGGACAUAGGCUUGUUUUUCCUUCUGGGUAAUUCCUUGACAAAAAAAGAAAGUGGAGGGCUUCUUGAUGUCUGCUCCAAACACGCCACUUCCCAAAUGCCUUCUUUGUGAUUUAUUGUGACUUGUAAAGAGAAUAAGUGGAGCCUGUAUAAACGGUGUGAAGAAAAAUGGAGGGAUUUGGUUUGUACUGACUAUAAUACAGAGGAUAUAUUGUUACUUCUAAUUGUAAAUGUAGUGAGUGGAAUGGAGACAUCUUUUCAUGUGGACAAACAAAUGGGGUAGGUGCUUUUUGAGGUAUGUACAGAUAAAAUCUCAAACACAAGGCAUUUCGAAAAACAGCAGAAAAUCUGUGGCUCAAUACUCACAGGACUUGUGUGGACUGUGGAAAGCAGGCUUGUGUCUUGCAAAACAUACAAAGUCUUACCAAGCAUGGAAUAACCACUUUGUCAUUUUAAAUGAAGUCUAUAAAAAAUUACAGUCAGCACAUAAUAGGUGUUUUGCACCCAUGCUAAGUACUGCCAAGAAAAUAGUUACCUAAGUAAAUCAAUAAAGUAUCAUUCCCUUCCAAGGUCUUCCUGUCCCAGUCCCUGAACCUCUCAUUUCACAGGAGUACUGAAACCUGUUCAAGAUUUAUUUUGAUGAAAGUAAGCAUCUCUGCAUUAUCAGGCAGUAAAGAAGUUGUUUACUGCUACUCCAGUAGUGUUGAAAAAUCUCUCUGAAUACAUACUUGCAUUGUAGCUAUCAUAAAAAUGUCUACUAGCUAUUGGAGCCCCCAAAUUGAUUUUUUUUUCCAGAAAACAAAGAGUUCAGCCUGAAACGUAGAAAUUGCUUCAUAAGAAAAACUAUUCGUGUACAGAGAGAUGGACUGAGGUAUCCUGUCAUAUAUGAUGUUCAAGUUUGGUAUAAAGUAUUUCUAUUAAUAUUGUGUUAGCAAAUAAGCCUGGGCUGAGGUAGCAGCACCUGUUCUGGGUUCAUUUCCUAUAAAUCAGUCUAGAUGUUUAAUAUGUUUCUCAUUACCAGAGGGUUUGAAAACCAGCAAUACACCUGAAAACCAAUUUGGUGGCAUUAAUGUUCCUACAAAGUAGUGAAUUUCCAGUUCACACUGUCGAUUAUUGGCAGGAAACAGAUUCUGACUUGGCCCUUGUCAGGGAUAAUACAAUUCACAGCCGUACUGCUCCCAUCAAGCCAGGAAAAUGCAGUGUGCAGGAUAUGCCAUUGCAAGAGCUGGAGCUCCAAAUUUUCAACACAUGCAACAAAAUCUUUUCACAGGCACUGCAUAUAUAAAAUGAUUUUGUGAAAUAUUUCAGAUGGAAAAGACAGUGAAGAAAAUCUUCAUCUGUUUGCAAAAUGUGUGAAUGAUAGAAAAGCUGACUCAGGUCCUGGCAGUGAAAGGCUUGCCCUGCUUGGAGAGGUAUCACACCAAGUAUGUUGGCAGAGCAGUGCUGCAAAGGGGAAAAAGGCUCAUACUCUGCACAUUCGCCCCGGACUCAAACCAGAGUGGUUUGCUCAAACCAGAGUGGUUUACCCCUGCUCUGCUUUUGAGCUCAAAAGAGUUUGGGAGAAUAAGAAAGCAGAGGUGGAGUGCUAACCUGCUUGGCAUAGGGGAGUGGCAGACAGGUUUCUCAUCCUUGAGAACUGUGGAGCCAUGAGCUCCUGGGGUGAGAUGCCAAGGUACCAGGUUUUGAGGACCUCAUAGCACCUUAGUAGGUCUCCAGGGGCUGCAUGAUUGUUCUUGCUGAGGGACUGAGAAUUUAAGAAGAGAUUCACUUCUACUUCAGUCAAUUAAAAGUUACAUGUCUAUUUGAAGCUACUUAUUUAGGCUUCCUGCAGACAUCACUUUCUUACGCUUUGGCUGGAAGCCUUAACUUUAUCUGGAUGGGUUUUCUCAGGAUUCCAGUCAAGAAAUACAAUUUUGUGGGGAUGUGGAGAAGACCAGCAAGACCUGCAAGUCUGAAAUUAAUAUUUUAGCCAAAGUGGACACCCUUGGGCAAGGGGGAAAACUUGCAUUACUUGUUGGAACUAUGAUGAGUGAAGGGGUGAAAAGUCACUCUCAUCUUUGAAAGGAUACAAGCACUGUCUCUGUGUGCCUCAUACGUAUGAGUAGGAUGCAUCAGGUUUUAGCAGACCUGCCACAACAGUAAUUCUUUGACAUUAUCUUCCUUCUCCCAGAUGGAAAAUGUCAUUAUUGAUAUUUCUUCAUUGCCUGAGCAGGUUCUCUUUUUUAUUAUACUGGAAUACUGGCUUCAGAGCAAAUGUUAGUUGGGAGCUUUAUAUUUCAUGUCCCUUGUUUAACUUGAAAUUCAUCAUGGUUUUUUUUUUCUUUUUUCCCCGCUAAACUUACAAAUAAACCCAGUAUUUUUGAUUAAGUUUUUCAUUUUUACAUCUUGAAUAAGCCUGUCUUAUUGAUGCCUGCCUUUCUGUUUCUAUGUACAAAUCUAUCAAGACCAUCAGGAAAUGGUUUCACAAACAGAAUUUAUUGCAAAGCUGAUUAUGUAUUAAUAUAUACAAAUGACAAAUCUAAAACACAAUGUCAAAAAAGCAAGAAAAUGCAAUCAAGAAUUUAUUAUUCUCCCAUUACUAUUCAGCUGGGAAAAUAGCUGCUCUACCUUACCAAAAUAACUUCCCCCUCCCAAACCUUACACCCAACCUGGGUUUUCUAAGUAAGUGCCACAGAAGUAUUUGUAAUAAAAUAGUUUAAUAUAUAAUAAUAUCAAAAGCUCACUGUAAUUUAUCCACCUAUUUUUCUCACUUCUAUAUUGCAUGAAGGCUUAUUAUAAAAAUUCAUUGUCACUCAUACACCUUGUGUAUGUGUGAGUGUGUCUUAAACUUCCGGGUCCAUUUCAGAGGUGGAAUAAGCAAUGUCUGCAUUUCACAACCUUGCAUAUUGUUCUGUUUUGUACAUGUUUUUCCAACAUUGUAGACAAGGUUUCUUCUACAAAAUAUUCACACAAGUGUUUCUCCCCCAAAAUUGCCUUAUCCCAAGCCCCAAUUUAACUUUUCCCUUUUUUUUUUUUU